Dentiscutata erythropus is the source of this 250-nucleotide messenger RNA. Lineage: Eukaryota; Fungi; Glomeromycota; Glomeromycetes; Diversisporales; Gigasporaceae. The record is from the annotation of a GenBank genome assembly.
CACGAAGAAAGAACCUCUGAAUUCAAAGACACUAGCAACAAAGAAAGAAGCACUGAAUUUGACAACGACAAAAAAAAAGCACCAAACUCAAUAACACCAACAAUGAAAGAAAAGACAGAAGUACCAAAUGAUGAAAUGAAAGUAACCUCUGAACUCAAAGCACUAGCAAUGAAGAAAAGUACCGAAUUUGACAAUGAUGAAGAAAAAAGCACUGAACUUGAUAACACUAAUGAUGAAAGAAAAAACAAAA